CCCUUAAAGCCAGAAGCUGAAAGCAUGGAGGAGGCACCAGAAGAGCUAUUGGAGCGCCUUGCCCAGACAGAGAAACUCGUUGUGCAGCUGAAGGAUUUGGUCAGGGAGAAGGAUGCUCUGCUCCAGCAGAAAGAAGCUGCUCUCAAGGAGGAGAAAGAGGCUGCAGAUGCUAAGCUGCUGAAGCUCAAACUUCAGGCCAAGGCCAAGUUGGCCUCUCUGAACAAGCGCAUCGAGGAGCUGACAGAGAAGGGAUCUGCACUGCCCACGCAGGCCUCAUCAGGAGAGCAAGUGUGUCCCAAGUGUCAGAACAACCAAGCUGAAUGUGAAGGACAUGGGGAGGAAGCUGAAGCACUAAAAAAGCAGCUCAAGGAGCAAGGAGAGACUGUUCAGGAUUUGAAGGAACAAUUGAUUCUAGCCAGGAGGAAUCUGGAAGAUGCUGAAAUGAAGUCAGCAACACAGCUGAACUGCCUGCAGGAAGUGAUUCAGGAGAAGGAAGCUCUCCUGGCAGAGCAGGCUCACCAGCACCAAGCUUUGCUGCUCAAGAUAGCAGCCCAGUCAGAACUGGAGGUGGAGAUGCAGCAGAACCUGCGCACACUUCAGAGGAAGCUGGAGGAGCAGGAGGCAGCUCUGCUGGGACGAACUCAAGUGGUGGAGUUGCUGCAGCAGGAGUUGCACACAGCUGAACAACAGAACAAGACUCUUCUAGAGCAGUGCCAGAAGAUGGAAGUGGAUCUAAGCUCCCUGAGGGAUGUGCUAGAUGCAGAGAGACGAGAAUUUCAGGCUCUCAGAGAGAAGAUGGAGCUGGAACUGGCUGAGACCAAGCUGUCCUCCCAUCGCUUGCAGGAGGAGGUGCAGGGCGUCUUGGAACAGCUGCAAGAGGCAAGAAGAGCACAAACCGAGUUGGAGGUGAAGUAUAAAGCCCUGGAGGAGGAGCAAAGGCAGGAGGUGGAAGAGAAGAACCUGCAGAUCAGUUGUCUUCAGGUGGCUGAGCAGGAGCUGCAACGUGGCCGUGCUGCUCUUGCAGCUGAGAACGAUCGGCUGAGGGAGGAGGUUGGCAGGCUGCUGGCCUUGUCUGCCCAGCACAGCCCUGCAGAACAGAAGCCACAGGAAGUUCCCCGCUUGGAACCCAUGUUCCAGGAGCCUCGUCAGGAAGCUGUGGUGGUCACAGAGCAUGCAAAGCAGGCAGGAACAGAUGGAAGUGAGCAGUUCACUGAGGAAAGCUGUCCUCCUGGAAUUCUAGAAUACCUUGCUGCAGAGAAGCAGAAAGAGCUGUCAGUGCUGCUGCUGGAGCUGAAAGAAGCCCAGGAAGAGAUAACUUUCCUCAAGAGCCAGCUCAAGGGCCCAAACAGCCAAACUUCUGCAGGCAGCCAAGCAGGAGAAGCACCUAACCAGCUGGAAGUUCGUUCUCAGGCAUGGCUUCUGGAGAGGGAGGAGCAAAAGGCUGCAGCUUUGCCAAAUGAGCUGAGCAGCAGCGCUGAGCCCUGCAGAGGGCAGGUGGAGGCAGUGCAAGAUGUGUCUGCAAGAGAUCCGGGGCUCACCAUCUUUCAGUCUGAAGAAGUGCUUAGCUUACAAAAGCAAAUCACAGAGCUGCAGAGAGUUCUGCAGGAAUCAGAGGAAGCCUAUGAGAAACACCUAGGAGAGAAAGGUGCAGAAAUCCAGAGGCUGAACCAGCUGGCUGAGGAGUACAGGAGGAAAAUAGAGGCUUGUGACAGAACCUCUUGUGUUUUGACUGAGGAAAGGGAUCAGCUGCUGUCUCAGGUGAAGGACCUCCCUAGCAUCACAGAGCUGAAAGAGCAAGUCAAGCAGCUUGAGGAGGAUCUUGCCUUGUCAGAAAAGCAGAGACUGUCAGACAGCCAAAGCAGUCUCUUGAGAGAACAAAUCCAGAGCCUUAAAAAUGAAUUUAAGUCCAAGGAGGUAAAAAUUGAAGCUCUGCAAAAAGACUUGGAUGAAGCUCAGUUUCAGCUUUCUGACCAGGAUGUGCAACUGAAAGAUCUGCAAAGCCAAAUUGAGAAGAAGGAAUGUGAAGUGCUCAACCUACAACAGCUGUUGAGCAAGAAUACAGCUGCAAUGGAAGAGCUGUCACAUAGUUUAACCUCCAAGAGCCACAGAGCAGCAAGCUUAGAUCAGCUCGUGGCUGAACACACCAGGACUAUAGAGAGCCUGCAGCAAGCCUUGCUGGAGAAGGACCAACAGAUGACAGAGAUCAGUGUCAGCAUGUCUGAGAAAAUGGUCCUGCUGAAUGAAGAGAAGUUUUCUCUAGGAAAUGAGCUGAAGAGUCUUAAAGAGCAAACCAGCCUGCUAUUGAAAGCUCAGGAGGAGAGAAACCAACACCUAGAAGCAAAAGAUCCUGAACAGCAGCCUGAGGUGGAGGCAGCCUGUCAAAGUGAGGAAUUGCUAAAUAAACUUGAAUGCCUUCAGAAGGAGAAUGAGCAAGUAAAGAGGAAGCUGCAGGCAGCCCUUGUGAACAGGAAGGAACUCCUGAAGAAGGUGAGCAGGUUGGAGGGUGAAUUAGGACAGCUGAAGAGAAAACAGGAAGCAGAAGACUCAGUGGCUCAGGAAGCAGAAGGGCAUGAAAAUGUGCCAGGUGAGCUGAGCAGAGAAGUGGGUCUGGAAUGCCAGUCCAGUGAGGAGCAGCUCCUCCAGCUGCUCUCCCAAAAGGAGUCUGAGUUGCAGAGGAUCCAGAAGGAGCUGCUGGGUAAAGAAGCUACUGAAGCACAGCUGCAGGCAGUGAUUGAGGAAAUGAGGCAAAGCUUGCAAGGUGAGGCAGCCACUGCUUCGAGUCAAGGUGAAGGCAUGGAGAGUCAGACCCUUGCUGACAAAGCCACUGAGACCAAUAAAAGCCCAGGAGAUUCUGAAGCAAAGGAAAACAGUGGUUCAGCAGAAGACCAGCACAAGUCUGCUCUGAAAGAGAGGAUUUCAGCUCUUGAACAAGAGAAGGAACAGCUUCAAAAGAAACUCCAGGAAGCUCUGGUGUCUCGGAAAGACACUAUCAAAAAGGCUCAAGAAAAAGACAGGCACCACAGAGAGCAGCUGAAACAGCAGAAAGAUGAUUACAACAUCCUGCAAGAAGAGUUUGAUAAGCAAAGCAAGGAGAAGGAGGGCAUCCAAGCUCAGCUCAGGCAGCUCCAAGAACAGAAGGGAUCAGCAGAGAGCAUUCUGGGGGAGCAGGAUGGGUUGGAGUCCUCAUGCAUGGAAGCAGAAAAGAGAGCAAAUAACCAGGUUGUGCAAGCUGCAGGUGUUUCUGGGGAGGAGCUAAAGAAAACACUUGAAAAGGUGGAGAUGGAGAAAGAAGAGCUGGAAUGUCACAUCAGCCAGGUGCAAAGUGAGCUUGCUUCUAAGUCAGAACUAGUCCUUCACUUGCAAGAGCACGUAGCACAGCUGUUUGAGGAGAUAGAAGGGCUGAGGAGGACCUCUGACCAAGCUGAAGCCAAGGUGGCAAGUCUUCAGGCAGAACUGGAGGAGAGGCAGACCAGAGUGUUGAGGGAGGAUGUUCUGGAAGACCUGAAAACGCUGCUGCACAAAAAGGAUCAAGAAAUGGAAGUUCUUAACUUGCAGCUAAAGGAGAAAAGUGAAACUCUAAAUAAGGUGCAGGCACAGCUGCUGGAAAGGGAGGAUUCAGUCCAGAGACUCUGCAGUCAAUUGGAAACUCAAGCCCGGGUGCACGAGGAGCAAAGCAAACAGCUGCAGGCAGAGCUGCUUGAAGUUCAGGGGAAGCAAGAUGAUGGUGCAGAAGCAGCCAAACAGAAGAAUCAGCUGCAGAGGAAGCUGCAAGCUGCACUUAUCUCUAGAAAAGAGGCCCUGAAGGAGAGCAAAUCUCUGAAGGAGGAGCUGGCUCAGGCUAAAACUACCAUUGAAGGUCUUGGUGUCAGGCUGGCCGACGUGGAAAGCCAGCUAGGGGAGCAGGUUAGAGAAGGAGCUGCCUUAACAGCAAAGGUAGCAGGGCUCACCCAGCAGCAAGAGAAGCUUGCUGCAGAGCUGGACAAGGCCCUGAGAGAAAAGCAGGAUCUGGAUGGCUGCUGUCACAACCUGAGGCUCACUCUAGAUGGAGUAGUUCUGGAGAAGGAGAAGCUGGAGAAGGAGAUAGAGUCCUUGCAGUGCUUGCAAGCCACGGAGAGCUCUGAGUGGCAGGAGAAGUGCAGGGAGCUGCAGAGGGAGUACGAAACCCUGCUGCAGUCCUACGAGAACGUGAGCGGCGAGGCCGAGCGCAUCCAGCGCCUCCUGGAGGCUGCCAGGCAGGAGAAGCAGGAGGUCUUCCUCAGGCUGAAGAGUGCUGAAGCAGAAAAAGAGGAGGCAAACAAGCAGCUCCGGGAAGCUGAGGAGGAAAUUGAUGGAAUGAAGGAGAAAAUGAGGAAAUUUGCAAAAUCGAAGCAGCAAAAAAUCCUGGAGCUAGAAGAGGAGAAUGAGAAGCUCAGAGCAGAGAUUCAGCUUAAGGAGGGAGACCUGCACAGGGCUGGAGGUCCUGUGGCAAAUACCAGCCUGAAAGAUGAUCUGGAAGGCUCCAGGAGGGAUUGCCAGUCUCUUUCUAUUCAGCUCGAGACAGUGAUGGCUGAAAAGGAGUCUCUGAAUCAAGAGAUCACAGAUUUAAAGUGUCUCCUGCAGGUCACAGAAUCCAAGCUGAAAGAAAGCAGAGAUCUGGUGGACAAAUAUGCUGCUCAGAGAACAACAGGGGAAGAGAGAAACUGGGCAGCUGCCACACCACCAGCAGUGGAGAGUGCUGGGGAUCAAACAGAUCUAUGCUGUAGGCCAGGGGCUCCUACUGCAGAGCUGAAACAAAAAGCUUGGGAAGGUGGUAGCCCUCGUGAAGACCUUGGUACCUACAUAGAGCAGAUAGCUAAGCUCACAGAGCGAAUCACAGAGCUGGAAGACAACAGGAGGGCUUCGGAGCAAGAGCUGGAGGACAUCCACAGGUGUGUUGAGACUUUAGCAGGUGAGAAAAGGGCUUUGGAGAGCCAAGUGGAAGAGAAAGUCCAUGAGUUGAGUGCUCUUCAGGACACAGUAGCACGAAUGGAACAAACAGUCCAAAGCACCCAAGCUGAUCUGCUCAGGGUGACAGAACUGAAGGACAGGCUGGAGGCUGAGAAGGAUGACCUGGAAGAAAGGCUGAUGAAUCAGCUGGCAGAACUCAAUGGGAGUAUUGGAAACUACCAGCAAGAUGCAACGGACUUCCAGCUCCAAAAUGAGCACCUGAAGGGUGAGCUUCAGAGCCUGCAGAGGAUGGUGCACGAGCUGCAGGAGGAGAAGUGCCAGAUGGCAAAGGAGAGCAGCAAAGCAGGUUCAGAAAGGCAAAAGGAGUUGGUAGAAAAGCUGAAGUGCAGCUGGAGGGGGGAGAGCAGCGUGCACGUGAAGGAGCUCCAGGAGCUGCUGAAACAGAAGCAGCAGGAGAUUAAACAGCUGCAGAAGGACUGUAUUGAAUGCCAGGAAAAGAACAGUAGCUUGGAAAGAACUGUUAAAGCUCUGGAAUUUCUGCAGAGUGAGUCUCAGAAAGAGGUAGAAACAGCCAAGGAGGCUUUAGCUAAAGCAGUUGAAGACACCAAGAAAGCCCAAGCGGAGCUUGCUGACUGCAGAGUCGUGUUGGAUGACACCCAGAGUGAGGCAGCAAGGGUGCUAGCAGAGAGUGUCAAAGUGAAAGAAGAGCUGCAGGCAAGCAAAGAGAAGAGCAAAAUUCAGAUGAAGAAAAGAGAUGAGGACUUGGAGAGAAGACUAGAGCAAGAAAAAGACAAGCACUCCAAGGAAAUUCAGAACAUGGAAGAGAAGCUGGCAGCCCUGCAGAGGGAGAAGGAGCUCCUGGAAAGAACUGUUGCUAAUCUUCAAGCCUCCUUGAAGACAAAGGAGCAAGAAGCCAAGCAGCUGGAGGGCAGCCUAAACGAAACACUAGCCCAGCUUGCAGCCUUCACCAGAAGCAUGUCAUCCCUUCAGGAUGACAGGGACAGAGUGAUAGACGAGUCCAAAACAUGGGAGAGGAAAUUCACUGAAACCAUUCAAAAGAAGGAGGAGGAAAUACACCUCAAAGAGGAAACCUGUGCUGUGCUGAAGGACCAGCUGAAGCAGGUGACCCUGCAAGUGGAGGAACUUCAGGCUCAUAUAUCCAGGCUGGAACAUAACAAGGAAGAGAGGGAGGCUGAAUCCAGGAAGGAGAUUGAUCAUCACCAGAAGGCAUGUGAAAUGCUGCAGCAGGAAAGAAAGGAGCUUUUGACUCAGCUGGAAGGGGCUCAGAAACAGUACAGCAAGUCCCAGAAUGAGCAGCAGAAGCUGGAGUCAGAAAUCAGCAGCCUGAGAGAUCAGCUUGCCAGCUUACAGAACUCCUUUGCCCAGUGCGAGAUGGUCAGAGAAGAGCUGGGAGCUGUGGUCAAGCAACAAGAGGCCAGCAUCCAGAACUUUAAAUUGAGCUGUGAACAGCUUGAGGCAGAUCUGCAAGCUUCUAAGGACCUAACCAAUAAGCUGCAUGAAGAAACCAGUGCCAAGGAUCAGAAGAUCAUGGGUUUGCUGUCUGCCAAGGAAGAAGCCGUGCUGGCUGCUCUGUCCGAGCUGCAGCAGCAGCACUCUGAAGAGAUGAGAGAGUUGGAGCUUAGCUUGAGCAAGAAGGAAGAGGAUAAAAAAAGUCUGGAAAAUGAGAAGAACAAAUUCCUUGAGAAACUGGAUCAUCUGACUGAAAAGAUGAAGGUGAGCAGGGAAGAAAGCAAGCAGCAGAAGGCCCAGCUGGAGUCCUUCACCAAGUCCAUGUCGUCUUUGCAAGACGACCGAGACCGAGUGCUGAGGGACUACAGGCAGCUGGAGGAACGGCACCUGGGCAUCAUCCUGGAGAAAGACCAGAUCAUUCAGGAGGCUGCUGCUGAAAACAACAAGCUGAAGGAGGAGAUCAGAAGUUUCCACAGCCAGAUGGACGACCUUAACUCGGAGAAUGCCAAGCUGAGUGCAGAGCUGGUGAGAUACCGAGAAGACCUCAACCAGGUGAUCUCCAUAAAGGAUUCCCAGCAGAAGCAGCUCCUCAAAACACAGCUUCAGAGGAUCCAGGCUCUGGAAAAGGAGAAGGCAGCCAUAGAAACACAACUGAAAGAAUCCCAGCAUGCUCAGGAUGACCUCAGGGAUUCCAGGAGAGCCUUGGAAGAGGAUAAAGCUGGCAUGUCUCAAGAGAUUGAAAGCCUGAAGUCCUCUCUGUCUCGGGUGCAGAGUGAGAUGGCAGCGUUACGGGAGGGCAGUGCUGUUGCGGAGUACCAAGCGCAGCUGAGGACCCGAGAAGGAGAGGCAGAAGAGCUGAGCCGUCAGCUUUGCCUCUCGCGCCAGAGGGUAGCAGCACUGGAGGAGGAGUUGGUCUGCGUUCAGAGGGACGCAGCCAGGAGGGUGGGCGAGGCCGAGGACAGGCUGCAGAAGGAACUGAAGCACCUGCACCACGACGCGGGGAUAAUGAGGAACGAAACAGAAACAGCGGAGGAGAGGGUGGCGGAGCUGGCGCGGGACCUGGUGGAGAUGGAGCAGAAGCUCCUCGCGGUCACCGAUGACAACAAAGAGCUGCGGGCUCAGAUUCAGUCCUUCGGGAAGUCCAUGAGCUCCCUUCAGGACAGCCGGGACCAGGCCCACGAGGAGCUUCGCCUCUUGAAACAGAAAUCCUCUGGGCACUUGGAGGAGCAAAAGAGCCUGGUGCAGGACCUGCAGCAGCAGCUGGCCCAGCUGCGAGAGGAGCAGCGCGCCGCUGCCAGGGACCGGGAUGCAGCCAGGUCUGAGCUCACACAGCUGCAGAAAGCCACUGAGGAAAGAGGUCUCUGGGCCCAGGUGGAGCAGCUUAAUCAGAAGCUGAAGACCAAAGAUGAGGAACUUCUCCGUUUGUCUGCGGAGCUGGAAGGUUCUUCCAACCAAGUCAAAUCCUUCUCCAAGGCUAUGGCAAGCCUGCAGAACGAGCGAGAGCGUCUCCUGGAUCAACUGAAGGUUGAAGAGGUGAAACAACAACAGCAAGCAGAAGGGAGCCCCUCCAGCACUCCUUUGGAAGUGCAGAGCCUGAAGAACGCCCUCUCCUCCUUGCAGAAUGACAGGGACAGAGUGGUGAGGGAGCUGAAGAACCUGCAGCAGCAGUACAUCCUUGUGGGGGUGGAAUCAGCUGAAAACGCUCGAUUGAAAGCACAGCUGCAGGAGUAUCAGCAGGAGGCAGAUAAGCAGCACCAUCUCCAGCAGCAGCUGAAGCAAGAAAGCCUUUUGCACCAGCAGGAGCUCCAGAAGCUCAGACAAGAGAAGACUACCUGGGAGAAGCAGAACAGCAGCAUGAAGGAGCAGUACCUGGUGGUCAUAGCUGAAAAGGACAAACAGCUGAGCCAUUUACAGAGGAUCACCCAAGAAAUGAGGCUGCCUCUCAGCAAGUCCCAGGUGGUAGAGGAGCAGUACCAGACCAAGGUUCCCUCAGAAGUUCUCAGGGGGGACUUUUCAAGCUCAGAAGCAGAGACAAAACAUCUCCAGGCCCAGCUGAGUGAUAGCCUGAAAGAACUGCACCAAAAAGAGCUCAGAAUCCAGCAGUUAAACAGUAAGCUCUCUCAGGUCUUUGAAGAGAAGAAUGCCCUCUCCCUCCAGCUGCGUGGGAGCAGUAGGAACAUCUCUGAGAGCCACCAGCACUACAACGAGGUUCUGAACCGCUGCUUGGAGCUGGAGAAGCAACUCCAGGAGCUUCAGUCUGCUGACAAGGGCAUGGAGCUGUUUGCAACGGAUGCAGCCCCAGGAGCACCCCAAGAAAAGAAUGAGCCUCAGAGAGGCAGUUACACACCAGAGCUGCAGGAGCUGCAGCUGAGGCUGUCUGAAACAGAACACUUACACAGCAGCACAAAGCAAGACAUGAGGUAUUUGGAGGAGCAGCUGGAGGAGGAACGGGAGCGGCGCCUUGCAGUGGAGGAGGCUCUCUCUGCAGCACAGGAGCAGAUCAGGAGGUUGCAGUCAAGUGAGUGGACAUCAUCUUCAAGAACUAGCAUUGAUAUGACUCCAGGCCAUGAGCAUUCCUUGCUGAUUGAUUCCACAGACCAUAACUUCAGCAGGAGCAGGAAUAUCCUUGGCCUACGACGCCUGCUCCGCUCCCUCUUCCAUUCCAGGACCCACUUGCCUCUGCUAGUGGCCAUCUAUCUACUUGCUCUCCAUGUUCUUCUCUUCCUGUGCUUUACAGGCCAUCUCUGAGGAGGAGGAGCAGCCUUUCUUCCCCAGGGCUCAGCUCUCUGUGUAGUCAGGUCCUGCUUUUCCCACUUCACCCAGCUGCCUUCUUUUCCCAGCUGAGCUUCCGCCAGCAGCUGACACCCAAGGUGUUUGCUGUGGCUGCCCAAGCCUGCAGCAGCCAAGGGCUGCUUUUUGCUCGCUGGUUCAGUGCUGUUUGAAAUCUGUAUCCUAAGGAAGCUGCACACACACUGGGAGCCACACAGCUUGAAUUUCCAAGGAGAGUUUCCUGCUCAGCUGGCAUCUCCUGUGUGAAGAAAGGCCAAACCUGGGGAGUCUGGACCUGCUGGGCAUUCCGCUGAGAAGCAGACACUUCUGCCCAGCCAAGCCUGUAACGGGUGGCAAUUUAGCUGUUGGAAAAGAAGCAAACUUUUAACCUCUAGGUUAGUAAUAAUGCUGGUUCUAGCCUCUGUGCACCUCACCAUGAGAGGUGAAAUGAAAGCAGCCAGCCUCCAGCAUUCCUCUCCACUGAACACCUGGAGAGGCUGGGCUGAAGGCUUCCAGAAUGCAGUGUGUGGGCCCAAAUCAUAGAACGGUCUGGGUUGGAAGGGACCUCCAAAGCUCAUCCAGUGCAACCCCCUGCAAUCAGCAGGGACAUCCUCCACUGGAACAGGUUCCUUAUAGCCCUGUCGAGCCUCACCUUGAACAUCUCCAGGGAUGUGGCCUCAGCUCCCUCCCUGGGCAGCCUGUUGCAGUGUUCCAGCAGCCUCAUGCUAAAGAACUUCUUCCUCACAUCCAAUCUCAAUCUGCUCUGCUCUCAUUUCAAACCAUUGCCUCGUCCUGUCACUGCAGGCCUUUGCAAACAGUCCCUCUGCAGCCUUCUUGCAGCCCCCUUCAGGUCCUGGCAGGCUGCUCUUGGCUCUGCCUGCAGCCUCCACUUCUCCAGGCUGAACACCCCCAGCUCCCUCAGCCUGGCCUCACAGCAGAGCUGCUCCAGCCUCCUGAGCAUCCCUGAGGCCCUCCUCUGGCCCUGCUCCAUCAGGUCCACGUCCUUCAUGUGCUGAGAGCUGCAGAGCUGGACACAGCAGUGCAGGUGAGGUCUGAGCAGAGCAGAAGAGCAGAAGCUCCAGAAGUAACCUGGGCCUGGAGCUGUGAAACCUCCUGGCAUGUGUGCUUCGGGAAGGGCCUGUUGCAGAAAGCUGCUGCUGGGCAUUGGACUUGUCUGAAUCUAAAGCAAAUGGACUUGAUCCUAUAGGGUACAUGGAAAGCUGUGUUUCUGAGGAGCUGCUGCUUGUGUGCUGGAAUUUAGGCUGUCCUUCCACUGCUGAAUGCACAGAAAAUGGUUCCUGUCGAGCUCCCUCUGAGAGACCUCUUGCUGGAAUACUGGCAGUCCCAUUUUUCCCAUGGGAAAGAGAGGGAGUUCUUUUGGCACUUGCUGGUAAGCCAAGAUUUCCUGGCCAGUCGAUGAAACCUACUUGGGGGAUGUCUGGAUGGAUUCCAUCAUGGCAGCUCAAAUCACCAGAUCUCUGGCAGGUCCAGAAGCUUGGCACUACAUCUCCAUGGUUGGCACCACCCUUGAUGAUCUCUGUGGGCUUCCUCAACCACGUCCCAAUUUGGUGACCAAAUCCUUUGCCUCUAGCUUCCUGGAGCCCUGUGCUCCUCUGUGUAUAGAAUAAAGAUUAUUUUUCACAUG
Molecule: messenger RNA, 10810 nt
Organism: Pogoniulus pusillus (Red-fronted tinkerbird)
Lineage: Eukaryota; Metazoa; Chordata; Aves; Piciformes; Lybiidae
Gene: GOLGB1
Product: golgin B1
Exons: 18
Coding region: 25-9144 (3039 amino acids)
Cellular component (GO): membrane; cis-Golgi network; endoplasmic reticulum-Golgi intermediate compartment
Source: RefSeq, a predicted model, not a curated record